Aphanomyces astaci is the source of this 978-nucleotide messenger RNA. RefSeq lists its product as hypothetical. Gene Ontology annotation, molecular function: nucleic acid binding. Bases 1 to 978 code for a protein of 325 amino acids. The record is from RefSeq and is a predicted model, not a curated record. The transcript has 5 exons. NCBI's taxonomy places the organism in Eukaryota, Oomycota, Saprolegniomycetes, Saprolegniales, Verrucalvaceae.
AUGCGCAAGGGGCAACACAAGAAGAACCUCACGGACAGUGAGUGCAACAACCUCCUGCAGCACCCGUUGACCCGCUGUAUUCCUCACGGAAAGAUUCCAAUGGGCGCAGCCGAUGAGAUGGCCAAGAUGUUCGGGUGUACUCCAGCAACUGUCGAACUGACGGGCUCCAAGACCAUCUGCCGCCCUGUCCACCAGCGGAAAAAGGGCCAAAGCGGACGCAAGCCACUCCACUAUUACCUGCCCGAGCGCAUCCAAGCUAUCCCGCAGUCCCGGCGCUACUGCUUCCGCUCGGUAGCCCAUGCUCUGGGCAUCCCCAAGUCAACUCUCCACGCCUACUUCAAGCGCGGUGUCAUCGCGCAGUACUUAAGUGUGUUAAAGACGUCCUUGACCGAGUCAAACAAGUUCAUCGAUCCCAUGUACGACACCGUGCAUGUAGAUCAGAAUUGGUUCUUCAUGACCCGACUUCAAAAGAAGGUCAUCGGAGCCACGGGAGAGAAGAUCAAGCAGCGGUCCUGCAAGCAAAGCGCCACGUUGAUGGCAAGCUCGGAACGUGGAACUUCACCGAAGUGGUCCCAGCUCAGCGUCGCAGCUGCCUCCAAUGCCGUCAAGAUUCAGCAAGACUAUGCGCGGCCGCAUGUGCCUCCUACCGACGCCGAUGUUGUUGCUGCCUGCAAGGCGGAAGGAUGGGACAUGGAGGUUGUCUUUCAACCUCCAAAUUCGCCCGACCUAAAUGUCCUGGACCUGGGCUUUUCCCGCGUCAUCCAGUCGCUUCAAGUCGAGAAGCAUUCAACCAGCCUCGAGGAUAUCGUUGUAGCUACCGAAGCGACGUGGGCACAUGUGAGUCCGCUGAUGCUCAACAGGAAUUUUCUUACCCUGCAGAGAUGCCUCGAGGAGGUCAUGCUCAACAAAGGCCACGACACGGAUGUUGACGACGACAUUGUCGCUGCUUUGGGCCUAGUUCAAUUGUUGGAUUUGUAG